AUGAAUACACUUAUAAGUCGUACAUUAGCACGCUACACGUGCCUACCCAUGAUUGGUAGUAGUAGUAGUAGCAGUAGCAGACAUGCCAUAGCGCGGGCGCUCUCAACAAGAGCAUCACAAUUUGGAUGGAACAAAUUACAAUCGCCACUGAAGGUAACGCGGAAGGCAAACGCUAUACAACAACACCGUUUACUUUCAAACUCGGCUUUAUUGCAACUUCAGAAGCUGGAGAUUGAAGCCAACAAGAAUCUCAACAACCCUGUGGCACAAUAUCAAUUUUACAAACUUUUAUUAGCCCACAACUACCCACAAGUCGUCAUUGAGAGGUACGAGAAUGGCAAAGUAGCAUCAUCGCGCGAAAGUGCCGAGUUGUAUGUGGAAGCUUUAAGAAAAGUCGGAGAUAGAGCUAAGGCCGAUCAUAUUGCUAGCACCUUAGCUCAACAUGGCUACCAACAGCAAGGACAAGGCCUGGGUCAAAGCUCUAAUCAAAGUAAUGGGUUUCCAUAUGGGUUUGGUUCGAGACAUGAACCCGUACACGUUGUUGUAAGUGAAUCCUUAUUGACAGUUUUAUCGAAAUGGCUCAAGUGGCUUAUACCAGUUGCCUUGAUCACUUAUGGUGCCACUAAUGCAUUCAACUACCUUGUCGAAAAUGGCACUAUUUUCAAAAAUGCAGAAGUUAAUGACAAAUCGGUCGAUGUUAGUCAAAGUACCGUAAGAUUCAAAGACGUUCAAGGUUGUGACGAGGCUAGAGCAGAAUUAGAAGAGAUUGUGGAAUUUUUGAAAGAUCCUUCAAAGUUCACUGGAUUAGGUGGUAAAUUGCCAAAAGGUGUUUUACUUACUGGGCCACCAGGUACUGGUAAAACCUUAUUGGCAAGAGCUACUGCCGGUGAAGCCGGUGUUCCAUUUUUCUUUAUGUCAGGUUCCGAGUUUGAUGAAUUAUACGUUGGUGUAGGUGCCAAAAGGAUUAGAGAAUUGUUUGGCCAAGCGAGAGAGAAAUCUCCUGCAAUUAUCUUUAUUGAUGAAUUGGAUGCAAUUGGAGGCAAGAGAAACCCUAAGGAUCAAGCAUAUGCCAAGCAGACCUUGAAUCAACUCUUGGUUGAGUUAGAUGGUUUUAGUCAGUCAACAGGUAUCAUUAUUAUUGGUGCAACUAAUUUUCCCGAGUCCUUGGAUAAAGCCUUAACUAGACCUGGAAGAUUUGAUAAAGAAGUUAUUGUGGACUUACCAGAUGUCAGAGGAAGAGUUGAUAUCUUGAAACACCACAUGGAGAAUGUUGAAACUGCUGCUGACGUUGAUCCUUCAAUCAUUGCCAGAGGAACCCCAGGUCUCAGUGGUGCAGAAUUGAUGAAUUUGGUCAACCAGGCUGCUGUGCAUGCCUCGCAGUUAUCUGCACCAGCAGUUGACAUGUCUCAUUUUGAGUGGGCAAAGGACAAGAUCUUGAUGGGUGCAGCCAAGAAAAAAAUGGUUAUUACUGAAGAGUCUAGAAUUAAUACAGCGUACCAUGAAGCGGGACACGCCAUUAUGGCUAUGUUUUCAGCAGGUGCUACUCCAUUAUACAAGGCAACAAUCUUGCCUAGAGGUAGAGCAUUGGGUAUCACUUUUCAACUUCCUGAGAUGGACAAGGUCGAUAUGAGCAAAAAAGAAUGUUUUGCUAGAUUGGAUGUUUGCAUGGGUGGUAAAAUUGCCGAAGAAAUGAUCAAUGGGAAAGAAAACGUGACUUCCGGAUGCUCAUCCGAUUUGAGUAACGCCACAGGUGUCGCCAGAGCAAUGGUUUUAUCGUAUGGUAUGAGUGACAAGAUUGGUCCCGUGAAGUUGAGUGAUGAUUGGGAAAGUUGGUCACAAGAAAUCAAAAACUUGGCAGACAACGAAGUUAGAGAGUAUUUGUUAAAGAGUGAAGAGAGAACAAGAAAUUUGCUCUUGGAAAAGAAAUUGGAAUUGAAGCGUUUGGCCGAGGGUUUGUUGGAGUAUGAAACAUUAACAAAAGACGAGAUGGACAAGAUUGUGAAGGGUGAGCCAAUAAAUAAGCCCAAGAUGGUUAGUAAUACUGUAAUCAAGAAAUCAGGAGAAACUAAAGAUGGAUAUAAAGAUGUGCUAAGCUUUAAAGAUGCAUAA
This is a messenger RNA of Lodderomyces elongisporus, 2109 nucleotides long. It is a transcript of the gene YME1, whose product is annotated as i-AAA protease. The transcript has a single exon. Gene Ontology annotation, cellular component: mitochondrial inner membrane. Bases 1 to 2109 code for a protein of 702 amino acids. The record is from RefSeq and is a predicted model, not a curated record. Gene Ontology annotation, biological process: mitochondrion organization; protein quality control for misfolded or incompletely synthesized proteins. Gene Ontology annotation, molecular function: ATP-dependent peptidase activity; ATP hydrolysis activity; ATP binding. NCBI's taxonomy places the organism in Eukaryota, Fungi, Ascomycota, Pichiomycetes, Serinales, Debaryomycetaceae.